AUAAAGAGGAACACUCACUUCACCUGUCACCAUUUUCCUGUUGUUUGGAGACGGACCAACGACGCCUCCUUGCGGUACACCAUGAAGCUCAUCCUCCUCUCCUGUUGCCUGGUGGGCGUGUCCCUCGCGGCCACGGUCACCACCACGCCCCCGACGCCCAGGAUCCUGAAGGACACGCGCCUGAACCCCCAGCUGGACGGCAGGUACAGCCUCGACGUCGAAACUGAAGAUGGUCUGCGGAGGGUCGAGGCCAGUGACGGGGCGAAGGUGCAGGGCGCGACCAGAUUCGUUCAUCCCGACGGCACUGUUUCGGAAAUCAAGUUCGUAGCUGACGAAUUCGGCUACCGAGCUGUGGGCGACCUGCUGCCAACGCCUCCGCCCAUGCCCGCCCACGCCCUCGCCCAAAUCGAAGCUGCUAGACUCCAGAGGGAGGAAGCUGCUCGCCUUGAAGCUGCUGGACAGGCUUCCCGUGGUGUUCGGAGAUAGACUGAAGCUUCGGUUUUAAAUCUAAGAGUGUUGUGUGUUCGAUCGCGGGGAAAAAAUGGAAAAUAAAUAAAAGUUGGAAACUCA
This is a messenger RNA of Penaeus vannamei (Pacific white shrimp), 570 nucleotides long. Its product is annotated as cuticle protein AM1199. Lineage: Eukaryota; Metazoa; Arthropoda; Malacostraca; Decapoda; Penaeidae. Gene Ontology annotation, cellular component: chitin-based extracellular matrix. The record is from RefSeq and is a predicted model, not a curated record. Gene Ontology annotation, molecular function: structural constituent of chitin-based larval cuticle.